This is a messenger RNA of Rana temporaria (common frog), 1927 nucleotides long. It is a transcript of the gene LACTBL1, whose product is annotated as lactamase beta like 1. Lineage: Eukaryota; Metazoa; Chordata; Amphibia; Anura; Ranidae. The record is from RefSeq and is a predicted model, not a curated record.
ACCCCCUCCUUCUCCCUGGGGCCCCGAUAACCCCCUCCUUCUCCCUGGGGCCCCAACAACCCCCCCUCCUACCUGGGGACCUGUUAACCCCUCUCCUCCUCCCCCUGGGUCCCCAACAACCCCCUUCCUGUACCCCGGGGCCCCUAACAUUGGAUUGGUUUCGCUCUCUUCCUGGUAAAGUUCUGUAAUCUCCGACAUGCCGGCACCAACCCGACCGACACUUCGAUUUCCACUAAAGGGGACCUCUGCUCCUUCACAAACCCCUCCCCCCCCCCAUUGUCUGCCCCCCGGAAUCAUGGGAGGUCCCAUCACUGAUAAUGGUGGAGAUCCGACAGAACACGGAGCCCGGGAGUCCCCCAAAACAUAUUCAACCCCCCACACUGAUAGAAGGAGAGAGCAGAGGGACGGAGAGAUCAGUUCCUACACACUGGGGGUGGAUCCAACAUGGGCUCAGAGGAAGUGGGUUAAAUGAUGCUGACCAUCAGGCUGAAGACAUCUAGUGUCAGAAAAGCGGUACUACGGGGGAAUCUCUGACAUGAAGCCGUCCAGGCGAGGGCGCUCUCCCCCCAUACACCUGACAUGGACUCACCUGCUGCUGGUCCUCUCCUUCCUCUUCUCCAUCGCCAUGACAACGUGCUUCAUCUGGCAGUACAAGCUGCCCAAGCUGGAGGCGGGUGUCACUACAGUAAUCUGGCAUUCUCCUUGUUGGCGCACGUCCUGGCAGAGCAGACAUCGGAGGGCGACUACCAGCGCUGGGUGUCGGACAACAUCCUGGACCGAAUCGGCAUGGAGGACACAGGCUUUGACCUGACGCCUCCGAUCGUGUCCCAGAUGGCGGUGGGCUUCUACAGCAGCGGCCAGGCAGCCCCGCUCUAUGACCUGGGUUGGUAUCGCCCAUCGGGACAAAUGUACUCCACGGCGGCGGACAUGGCUAAGCUGGCAAUGGGACUUCUGGGGACUUUCCACCGCCGCGUCCUGGAGGCGGAGACACUGAAGACCAUGCUGACGCCUCUCUUCAAAUGUUCUUCAGAUUAUUUCGCCAACAGGACGGGGACCCCCUGGGAGGUGAACGAGCAGCUUGGCUACGACAUCGUUCGCAAAGAUGGCGACCUUGAUGGAUAUUCCGCCACCUUCUCCAUCGUUCCCAAACUGCGGCUGAGUUUUAUCGUGCUGAUGUCAGGGACGCGACCCGCGGAGGAGGACAUUGUGUCCCGGACAUAUAACUUCCUGAUUCCCGCCAUGGAAAAAGCCUUUAGAGAGGCGGAGAAGAGACUUAACCCCGCCCCCAAUCCCGCCCCUUACAUAGGAUUUUACACCUACGCUAACCUGACGUUUUACGAGAUUAAGGCAGGGCGGAACGGAGUGCUGGAGAUGCAGCAAUUCGGUCCUCACAUUCAGGACCUGAUCCCAGAGAUUUACCGCACGAUCCGCCUCCAUUUCUUGGAGGACCGAAUCCUGCAGGUCGUAUUCGAUCGGGAAUUCCCAUGCAUCCUGUGGCUGGGGUCCGCCUCCGUCUCACUGGAAACGCAAGACCGCCAACUCUUCAACUUCCACCCCUACAACGCGCAGGGCGUGUCCCCGGCCUUCGACGCCCCGGGACUCAACACCUACAACGUCCAGCGCUUAGAUCACAAACCCGCCUUCUAUAACUGAUAAGGGGCGGAGCCACGGGACUGAUAUACCGCAAAUGUCUGCGUUUAAGAGACUCCGCCCCCAGAAAAAACCCCAAUAUAUCCAACGUGGAACUUCUACAAAACCCGACCGACCCUCACCGGGAAGAGGAGGGAUGAAUCUACGUCCAUCAUAGGAACCAUCCAAGGAGGAGACAUGGACUGACCCUGAAAUAUGAGGGGUUCCAACCAUCCCUGUGCCCAUUAUGAGGGGUUCCCACCAUCCCUGUGCCCAUUAUGAGGGGUUCCCACCAUCC